UGGUAGGAGCACAGUCGCGAUCAGGCGUCCGCGGAGAGCGCACGUCACGUUACUGCGGUUGAUUCAUUUAAAAACUUUUUACACUCAAUUUUGUUUUGAACGUAGUGUAGAGUGAGUAAACUAUAUUAAAUAUAGUGUUUUGUAACCGGUGCAAGUGGUUCGUGUGCGUUUUUAAUUCAAAAAACGAAAAUCUAUUUGGAUGUUUUUGAUUGUAAUGUGAAAUUGUUUUUCGGAGAUCAUCAGAAAUGAUCCAUGUGGACGAGACGGAUCCGGUGGGAGAAAUCGAACCACCUUUUCCCUGUCGAGAUGUCAGCAUCAAAAGGAGUACAGAUGUCAAUGAAUUUUAUGAAAUGCUCUCUGAGAUCGGCAGGGGCAAAUUCGGAACAGUAUACCUCUGCCGCGAGAGAAGCACAGGACUGGAGCUUGCUGCCAAACUUGUCUCCGUCAGCAGAAGAGAUGAGAGAAGGAACGUGGAGCGUGAAGUGGAUGUGAUGAGGAGACUGCGGCACCCGAGGCUCAUACAGCUGUAUGACGCCUACGAAUGGGGGAAAUACAUGUGUGUGGUGCUCGAACUCAUAACAGGUGGUGAGCUGUUUGAGCGUGUCAUCGAUGAGGACUUCGUGCUGACGGAGCGAGCUUGCACUGUGUUCAUGCGACAGAUAUGCGAAGGCAUUGAGUUCGUGCAUCGGCAGAAUAUCCUGCAUCUCGAUAUGAAGCCAGAAAAUAUCCUCUGCCUCACAAAGCAGGGCAACCGCAUCAAGAUCAUUGACUUCGGUCUGGCCAGGUUCUAUGACCCGGAGAAGAAACUCCAAGUUCUGUUUGGCACCCCUGAGUUCGUGGCACCAGAGGUUGUGAACUUCGAUCAGAUUGGCUACGGAACCGAUAUGUGGUCGGUUGGCGUCAUCUGUUAUGUUCUCCUAUCGGGACUUUCACCGUUCAUGGGCGAGACAGACAUAGAGACAAUGGCUAACGUCACAGUCGCUAAAUACGACUUCGACGAUGAAGCUUUCAACGAGAUCUCGGAAGACGCCAAGGACUUCAUCCAGAAGUUGCUGGUCAAAGAUAAAGAGUCGCGGCCCAGCGCCACCGAGUGCCUCCGGCACGCGUGGCUGCAGCGUCGCGCGCCGCCCCCGCACGCCGCGCACAACGGCCAGCUCCCCACACCGCACCCCGCACCGCGCACUCCCGUGCCUGAACCUAAGAACGCACUCGACGUCGCCAAGGACAACCUGCGGCUCUUCGUAGAGCGAUGGAGUGAACACCCUAACUCACCAUACGUAUUCGAUAACCAAGCACAUGAAAUCACCAGCCUAGCCAAUGGAAAUUGUGAGAGGUCCUCUAUAGGAGGAUGCUCGCCUUCCCCUAGAAGUUCCCUGAGCAGCUCCCCUGAUGUAGUGUUUGAUGAAGACGACUUGGAACCACCACCACUAAGAGAACACAAUUUCCUAUCUGCACCCAAAUAUAAUCCUGUAGAAAGGCGAGCCUCUGACAGCACUUGCUUCUUGCAUAAAAGACAGGACGUUCUCGUUAGGAAAAACUUAGCAGAAGAAAUAAAGAAACUGUCUGACCACUUGUAUAUGUUAUCCACAAUGAACACUGAUCUCGCAAACAACAACAGUAUGAAGGAACUAGACAAAAACAUUACAGAAACAAAGUCAGUCAAAGAGGAGAAACUACCAAAUGGUUUUAAGAAAGAAACAAGGUAUACGAAGACUAUCACGAACGGCGACGCGUCAGGUAAGGAAAAGAAACUGUUCACAUCGAAGUCAACGACCAAAAUAUCAUCGACAUUCUUAACAGAGAGGGAGCCAGAGAAACCAAUGACGAGUAAAAUGCCAUGGGUGAAGACAAGCAGGCCGAAACGAGUGACAAACAUGAGUAGAGACGUACCAGAUCAACCAGUAGACGUACGGAACAGUUUCUUCCAGGAAUUCGACAGGAGACGAGAGAAGAUAGACAAAUUAGUGAAUGGUUCAGAGAAUGGUAGACAAAUGCCUUACAGAAGAGGCGAUGAGAACAAUGCGCAUCGGACAAAAGACCUUCUUUUACAUCUUUUGGAGAAAUGGGGAGAAUCUGAGGAGGUGGAAGCAGAGAGGUCAGCUGGGGGCACUUCAAACGGAGGCAGACAUCAGUCGAUAUCCCUAGAGUGGUCUCCCUCUAACCAGUUGGGUCAAACCUCCAUGUCAAGCCUCCACGCCUUCUUCCAAAGACAGACUUCAGAUGAGAAGACGCAAAGGAAGAAAGUGACGACUAAUGUAGCGAAAUGAUUUAAGUUGUGAGACUAAAGUGCCAUGACACUAUGUUACCAAAGUACGGUAUGAGAUUAGUUUAUGUUCUUAUAUUAUAAGCCUAGCGCAUAUACAUGAACAUUGUUCUUAUACAAACAUUUUUAGACCUUACACAAGUUUUUUUCAUCAGCCAAUGAGAGUUACCGUGCCACCGAGACCGCUAAUGUAGCUUAAGAUCUUGUCCAAUGGGCUACUUGCAGCUGUCCAGCCAUUGGUAUUUAGGUUUUUGGCAGUGACAGUGAUUGGAGGAAUGGGACGUUAAGCUUCAUUAUCCCCAUCUGGUGAACUCAGUAUCCGUAGCUCUCAUUAUAUCUAUUGUAAGUAAUCAAUGAUGAAGUUUAUAAAUGAAAGAAGUACGAUUAGUAUUGUGACUGAAUGAUGAGGUACUUGUACUAUUAAUUUACUCUUAAAAAUAACUGUUGUACGUAAAUAUAUCAUACGUACAAUAUAAAAGACUAGUCGUUGAAAAUAUCCUAUCAAGGCAGCUUUUUAUCGAUAGGAUGAUUGUCAUGGUGCUUCCAUACUGCCUUUUAAAAAUGUUAGGUAACCAUUUUUUGAAACGUUCUUUUUUAUGUUAUAAGCCGGUAGACGAGCAGACGGAUCAUCUUGUGGUAAGCAAUCGGAGCCGCUUGCUCUAGAGGCGUUACAAGUGCGUUGCCGGCCUUUUGGGGGUUAGGAAUAAAUAAGGGUUGUUGGGAAAUCGGGGAUUGGGAAGAUUGGCAAGGGUAUUGGGGAAUUGGGCCUCCGGUAACCAAGCUCACACAACGCAAGGGUCGUUUUUUUUUGUGAGGCCGUGGUAUCAAUCCGGUCGAAUCGGUCCAUUCGUGCCGAAGCAUGGCUCUCCCACACUUAAAAUAUGAACAUUUUUACUAAUAUUUUAAGGCUGUGUAGGAGCACCAUUAUUACUCAUAGUCAUAAACUGAAAGAUCAAAACUAAAUGCUAGUCUAUUGAUAAAGUUAAAGUCAAAAUUAUUUUGUCACAGACAUUUUUGACUAUUUAUUACACAGUGUCCAUUUUAUCCUAAGGUCUCGUUAAAGGUAAGCGUCCACAGGCCCGCAUCGCACGCAUCGAACACAUCGCACGCAACGGAUUUUAGUUUGUCUUGUAUAGAAACUCAUACAACUGCGUUCACUGAUCCGCAUCGUACGGAUCGCUCGUCGGCAAUGCCUACAUGCGAUGCGUACCGAUGACAUCAUAUGGAAUGUACGAUGCGUGCGAUGCGUACGAUGCGGGCCUGCGGACACUUACCUUAAAAUGGUAAUUUCACUACAACCAUAGUUAUCAUUUAUAUUUAUUUAUUAUAAGGUACAAAGUACUAAGAAAAUACGUUUAUAUGUAUGCGCUAAGUCUUAAAAAGGCGGUUAAAAAUUUAAAAUGACAAUAAUAAAAAAGGGAAACUAUCUAGUCUUCGAAAUUUUGUAAUUAAAUACAGAUUUUUAGACUCCAAGACUGAGAGCGAGUUAAGUCGACAUACUUAUUGAACACGUUUUGGUAAUUAAAACUUUUUUAAUGUGUACAUAAGACAUUUUUAUAGUAGGUGGUAUAAAUAUGCUUAAAUAAAUUAUGAUUGUUCCUUACUCUGUACUUAUGUAUAACUUAAUUAUAAUUUAUUGUUAUUACUAUACGUAUGUUGUUAAAAUAUAAGGCUUUAUUAAAA
This is a messenger RNA of Spodoptera frugiperda (fall armyworm), 3946 nucleotides long. Its product is annotated as maternal embryonic leucine zipper kinase. Gene Ontology annotation, cellular component: nucleus. Gene Ontology annotation, biological process: positive regulation of apoptotic process; protein phosphorylation; intracellular signal transduction. Gene Ontology annotation, molecular function: ATP binding; protein serine/threonine kinase activity. The transcript is spliced from 8 exons. NCBI's taxonomy places the organism in Eukaryota, Metazoa, Arthropoda, Insecta, Lepidoptera, Noctuidae. The record is from RefSeq and is a predicted model, not a curated record. The coding region runs from base 246 to 2267 and encodes 673 amino acids.